AUGAAAAUGGAGAAACCAAGCCAAGCAGCCCCCAAACCGGUGGAGGGAGCAGAGAGUGUGAGGAAGCCCCACCAGAGGGGCUGCAUCCGGGAAUUCCUGCAAAAGAUGCCGUCCCAGCACCAAGUGAAAGAGGAAGGAGGGGAAGGGCUCCUUCAGCGCUGGGAGGUCCAGUGGCAGGAGUUCCUGAAGGAAGUGGAGUCCCCUCACGUGGGUUGGGGGGUCCCGCAGCCGCCAGAGGAGCCCACCCCCUGGGACGACACCAAGGCCUUCUUCGCCUCCUUUGAGCAAGUGGCCGAAGCCUGCCGGUGGCCCCGGGAGGAGUGGGCAGCUCGCCUCUCGCCGGCCCUCAGCGGAGAAGCCGAGCGGGCCUUCCGCAGGCUGGAGGGCCGGGACAGAGAGGAUUAUGGGAAAGUGAAGGCGGCCAUUUUGCGCGGGGACGCCAUCAGCAGGGAGAAGAACCGCCAGUACUUCCGGCGCUUCUGCUACCGGGAAGCCGAGGGGCCGCGAGGGGCCUACAGCCGCCUCCAGGAGCUCUGCCGGCGGUGGCUGAAGGUGGAGAGGCACUCCAAGGAGCAGAUCCUGGAGCUUCUGAUCCUGGAGCAGUUCCUGACCAUCCUGCCUCCAGAGAUCCAGAGCUGGGUCAGGGAACGGGGGCCAGAGACCUGCUUCCAGGCAGUGGCCCUGGCUGAGGACUUCCUGCUGAGGCAGCAGGAGGCAGAGCAGCCAAAACCUCAGGUGAGCUCCUUGUGUUCUUUGCUUUCCCCAAGUUGGGAACAGAUGAGCAGCCAGUAACCUGGGGAAGGGGGGCAGGUUUUUAAUUUUUUUAUUAUUCAUUAAAUUUCUAUACCACCCUUCAUCCAAGGAUCACAGGGCUGUUUAUAUUAUAAUAAUAAAAAAUACAUAACAUAAUAACAAGCAAACAUAAUAACAAGCAAAACAAUUUUAAAAAACCCGUAGGGUAAAAGGCCGUUGAUUGUUUAAUUAGCCAAAUGCCUGGGGCUGUAAAGGCUGCAGAUAAAGUGAAUCAGAUGGGCGGGAAAUUUUGUAAUUGGUGUUUCAUUUGGAUACUUGUCAUUGACCAUAAUAAAAUGACUUGACUUGAUUCGGUUGGCCGUUAGGUAGCUGACACAUUUCCAAGCGCUUUCCAACUAAAACACAGCCAUCCAUCAAAAUGGUCGAUUCUCCAAAUGUUACAGUGCAUUUCUACAGCCAAGUAACAGGUACAAAAAUUGUGCUGACUCUUACUGUUUAUUAUCAUUAUCAUUUAUUUGUUAAAUAUAUCACCCCUUAUCUGUAGAUCUCAGAGGGGUUCACAGCAUAAAAAUACAGUGGUAACUCGGGUUACAUAUGCUUCAGGUUACAUACGCUUCAGAUUACAGACUCCGCUAACCCAGAAAUAGCACCUCGGGUUAAGAACUUUGCUUCAGGAUGAGAACAGAAAUCGGGCUCUGGUGGCACAGCAGCAGCAGGAGGCCCCAUUAGCUAAAGUGGUGCUUCAGAUUAAGAACACUUUCAGGUUAAGAACGGACCUCCGGAACGAAUUAAGUACUUAACCUGAGGUACCACUGUACAUUCUAAAAACACAAAAUACAUAAUAAAAACACAAACAAGACCAAAACAAACCAAGAAUCCUCGCUCUCCCCCUCCCAAAAACAUAGGAUUAUAGGAUGUUAAUCAGCCAAAGCCCUGGUGGAAGAGGAACGUUAUACGCCUAAAGCUGUAUAAUGAAGGUGCCUCCCUAGAGAGAUCAUUCCACCAAUCAUCAUCUUGAUCAAAACCCAAUAUAUAGAUAUAUUUAAAAUAAGAAGAACCAGUGAACCUAUGUAAAAAUGCGGAGAAAGGAACUUGAAAGACUGAGAAGGUGAGAAUAAUAAAGGACAGCAUCUCCCAUCCAUAAUUGCAAACCUUUCCUCUGUUGCUCGUGUAAUCCCUUGCUGAAAAGCUGAUGGGCUGGAGGGGAAUUCAAAGGGCCAGAGGAAGUCUGGCAGAGGGCCGCAUGCAACUUGCAGGUCGGGGGGUUCCCCCUCCCACCUGUGCCCUAAGUCCUGUCCUUAGAGAAUCUCCUCUGCUAUUUCAGGUAAGCGUGCCGUUUGAGGAGGUGGUCCUGAGCUUCUGCGAGCCGGAACUGGUUCCUUCUGACCCCGUCCACCGGCAGAUGCGCCGGGAGACCAAGCAGGAAGCUGACCACGGAGAGGCCCUCUUGACAGGUGAGGAUGGCAAAGGUGUGUCUUAAGGCGCUUGGAAUAGGUUGGAAGGUUCAGGACCGCCGAAAGGAUGUCCUUCUUCACUUAAGCUCAUAGUUAAGCUGCCUCGUUCCCACUAGGCAGUGUUGGCCCCCAAACCUGGGUGCCUUUGAAAGAGGAUUAGACAAAUUCAUGGGUGGACAAGGGGAUCACAUCCCCUUUAGUCAAUAGAUUGACAAUAUGACAACGAAAGGUUAUUUAUGUAAGGUGAAAGGUAAAAGGACUGGACGGUUAAGUCCAGUCAAUGGUGACUAUGGGUUUGCGGCGCUCAUCUCGCUUUCAGGCCAAGGGAGCUGGUGUUUGUCCACAGACAGCUUUCCGGGUCAUGUGGCCAGCAGGACUAAACCGCUUCUGGCGUAACGGGACACUGAAGGAAGCUAGAGUGCACGGAAACGCCGUUUACCUUCCUGCCGGAGCGGUACCUAUGUAUCUACUUACACUGGUGUGCUUUCGAACUGCUAGGUUGGCAGGAGCUGGGACAGAGCAACGGGAGCUCACCCCAUCACGGGCUUUCAAACCACCUACCUUACUGCAGCCCGUGUUUUGUUAGUCCAAAAAUGGAAAACGAGCGAGGUCCUGACUAAAGAAGAAUGGCAAUUUAAGCUGAUGCAAUAUGCGCAACUUGCAGACUUAACAUAUAGAAUAAGAGAACAAGAAGAACAUACGUUUAGAAAAGAUUGGAAAAUGUUUAUUGAAUAUAUGGGGGGAAAUUAUGUACACUUGAAAACGUUAGCAGCAUUAAGAUAAAUUCAACAAUGCAAAUAAGCUUUGAUGGAUGGAAUAAUGGAAUACUGAAUGGUUUAGUUUAUGUAAAAUAUGCAGGGAUUUAUGAUAUGCAAAAUGAACCAUAACAUUUUCCAAUCUGCUUUAAACGUAUGUUCUUCUUGUUCUGUUAUUCUAUAUGUUAAAUCCGCAAGCUGCGUAUAUCCCAUCAGUUUAAGUUGCCAUUCUUCUUUGGUUGGGACCUCGCUCAUUUUCCAUUUUUGGGCUAACAAAACACGGGCCGCAGUUGUUGCAUACAUAAAUAACCGUUUUUUGAAACCUGGGAAUUUCCGUCUGAAUGAUCCCCAACAAAAAAAAAACACUGGUUGUUGUUGUUUUUAAGUACUUUUAAACAUUUUUUUCAGUUCAUUCUACAAUUAUUUCUCAGUACUCUUUUACCCUUUUACAAGUCCACCACAUAUGAAAAAACGUACCCUCAACCUCUUUGCAUCUCCAGCACUUAUCUGAAAUUUUAUUUUCCCGUUCAGGAGCUAAAGGGUGGACGAACCUCAACGAAGCGGAGCGGUACAGCCCUGAAGAUCGUGAGCAUCUGUCACCACGUGGGACGUCGGUUUGGGGAGCAGGAGAGGACGUUUCCUGUUUCCGUGAGCAGGGAAACGCUCAGGGUGGGCACCAGGAAGCGGACUUGGGGCGAGAAGUCGGUGUGUCUGUCCCGUUUGGGGGCACAUUCCAGGAUCUGAAGGAGGAUGCACACCAGCGGAGGAGUCACACUGGUAAGAGACCAAGCGUCUGCACCGCGUAUAGGAAGAGGUUCGGCCAGAGCGCGAACCUCCUUAAGCACGAGAACAUCCUCUCGGGAGAAAAGGCAUUCAAGUGCUCCGACUGCGGGAAGCGGUUUGGCCAGAAGUUCCACCUUCUCGGGCACCGCAAGAGAUGUGAGAGCGAGAGGCCUCACAAGUGCCCCACCUGCGGGAAAAGGUUCUCUCGCAGCUCCUACCUUAACACUCACCAGAGAAUCCACACGGGGGAAAGACCCUACGAGUGUUCGCGGUGCGGGAAAAGCUUUAGCCAGAAAGCUAACCUUAACACGCACCGCAGGAUUCAUACGGGGGAAAAGCCCCAUGAGUGCCCGGUGUGCGGGAAAAGGUUCUCUCGCAAUACUUGCCUUAAUAGACAUCAGAGAAUCCACACUGCGCGCUAAGCUAUAAAGAUGGCAUGGACUGCAGGGGGGGUUAUUUUUCCAUGGCAGCGGGGUGAGAUGCAGGAGAUCAGUACUGCCAAUGAGUGAUUGAGUGGAUUGCUCACCCGGGCUAAACUUCAGUCGCAAAAAUGUCCUGUGUUUAGACAUUGUGUAAUGCAGGAGCAUUCAGUUGCUAACACAAUAAAGAAUGUUCUCCAUUCCUUCCACGGCUAUUUUGAUUUUUGAUUUAUUUAUUUUUGGAGCAAUUGUCUGCAGGCACACAACCAAAAAACAAUCAAGGGGCCAGAGCAACUCUCCGCGAAGGAAAGGUUGCACCCUUUAGGGCUUUUUAGCGUAGAAGAAUAAAAAGUGAGGAACAUGAUGAUAGAGGGGUAUAAUAUUAUGCAGGUUUUGGAGAAAGAGGUUUUUCACCCUCUCUUAUAAAAUAAUAAUAAUUUAUUAUUUGUACCCCACCCAUCUGGCUGGGUUUCCCAGCCACUCUGGGCGGCUUCCAACCGAAUAUUAAAAACAGUACAGCACCAGGCAUUAAAAACUUCCCUAAACAGGGCCGCCUUCAGUUGUAGGUAAAAGAUUGCCUUGACAUCUGCUGGGAGGGCGUUCCACAGGGCAGGCGCCACUACCAAGAAGGCCCUCUGCCUGGUUCCCUGUAACCUCACUUCUCACAGCCAGAAGGCCCUCGGAGCUGGACCUCAGUGUCCAGGCAGAACGAUGGGGGUGGAGACGCUCCUUCAGGUAUACUGGGCCGAGGCCGUUUAGGCCUUUAAAGGUCAACACCAACACUUUGAAUUGUGCCCGGAAACGUACUGGGAGCCAAUGAAGAUCUUUCAGGACCGGUGUUAUAUGGUCCCGGCGGCCACUCCCAGUCACCAGUCUAGCUGCCGCAUUCUGGAUUAAUUGCAGUUUCCGAGUCACCUUCAAAGGUGACUAGAACUUGUGGACACCCAAUGAAGCCAAAUGUCAGAAGAGUCAGGACAGGCAAUAUAAGGUAGUUUUUCACGCAGUGCGCACAGUUAAACUACAGAACUCCCUCCCACAGAGGCAAUGAGGGCCACCAGCUUAGCUGGCUUUGUGAAGAACGUGGACAGAGGGAAGUUCUUUCCUGCCCAUAACACUAACGUCCAGCGAAGCUGAAGGGUGGGAGAUCCAGGAAAGACAAAAGGCAGGACAUAUUCAUCUGACAUACACAAGACAUGGCAGCAUCUGCUUUUGCAAAGGGAGCUGGAGAAAUCAGUGGAGGUUAAGGCUAUCAGUGCCUUCUUUGGCGAUCCCUCAUAAUCGAGUAGAAGGGACGCGGGUGGCGCUGUGGGUUAAACCACAGAGUCUAGGAGUUGCCGAGCAGAAGGUCGACAGUUCGAAUCCCCAUGAUGGGGUGAGCUCCCGUUGCUCGGUCCCUGCUCCUGCCAACCUAGCAGUUUGAAAGCACGUCAAAGUGCAAGUAGAUAAAUAGGUACCGCUCUGGCGGGAAGGUAAAACGGCGUUUCCAUGCGCUGCUCUGGUUCGCCAGAAGCGGCUUAGUCAUGCUGGCCACAUGCCCCAGAAGCUGUACGCCAGCUCCCUCGGCCAGUAAAGCGAGAUGAGCGCCACAACCCCAGAGUCGAUCACAAUUGGACCUAAUGGUCAGGGGUCCCUUUACCUUUUACCAUAAUCGAGUAAUAUUGUCUCCCAAGAACAUGGUUUUAACAGUGAGUCUGUAAGUGACUGUGGAGGCCCAUUCUGGAUCCACACAUCCUUCCACAGUGGGGACAUACGUUUCCAGGCGGUAGUUGAUCAUGGUGAGGGUUUGCCAAGCGUGCCUUCCUCUUAGCAUGUUUUUCCCUUCAUCCUGAGUUCAAGCAUCUUCAAAGCCCAUGACACUUUUGGUAAAGGCUGUUCUCCAACUGGAGCGCUCGCAGGCCAGUGUUUCCCAAUUGUCAGUGUUUAUACUACAUUUUUUAAAGAUUUGCCUUGAGAAAGUCUUUAAACCACUUUUGUUGACCACCAGCAUUACACUUUCCAUUUUUAAGUGCGGAAUAGAGCAGUUGCUUUGGAAGACAACAAUCAGGCAACAUGACCGGUCCAACGAAGAACCAUUGCUUCGACACUGGUGACUGGCUACUAACUGCAAUGGCUUGUGUUCUCCCUUCAUGCCAGAAGCUGUAUAUGCCUCUGAAUGCCAGUCGCUGGGAAUCACAAAUGGGGAGAGUCGUGCUGGUGCGUUCAGGUCUUGUAAUGGUGGGGCAUUUGGUUGAGCACACUGAGAACAGGGUGCUGGACCAGGUGAGCCCACUGUUCUGGUCCAGGCCUGUUGUAUUCAGGUCUUGCUUCCAAACUGAGUGGCCCCUGAAUGUGGGAAACCCGAUGGGUCUUUAGCAAGAUCCAGCAGGCCAGCAGGAGGCAUUGAAAGAGAACUUCUGGGAUCAAGAUGGAUCUUAUAGAAUCAUAGAAUUGCAAUUGCAUGAAUGCUCGUUCUCUGAAAAGUGGCUUUCACCAGUGACUUGCCCGUGUCCAAAAAAGGAAGGAUGAACCUAUUUCGUUUGGGACAUCUAGAAGCUCCAUUAGGCCUACUACAGCUCAUUAAUACUGAUCUAUAUUCUAGACAUCCUUUGUAAGUCACCUAGCUUGUACAGUACCUAGUGCAAGGCUGGACACUUGAUAACAGCCUUUGGCACCCUGGCACCCUCCAGCUGUUUCUUUUUAAAUGGCAAUGGUCCCUAUUUUAUUAUUUUUUAUUUAAAAAAUUAGAUUUCACGGGAAAAAGGGAAAAAUCUCACAUAUACUCUUCAAUACAUAAUUUUGUUUUUUUGUUUUGUUUUUCCAACUUCCCAUCCCGUUUUCCAUGGUUGGUUUUAUUUUCUCACCCUUUCCUGCACCCUUUAAUCUAUCUCUUAUAUCAUAACAAUAUUAUAGUAUCCUUUCAUUCAUCUUUCAUUCCCCUUGUAGGUAUAUUCCUUUAUCCAAUAUUCUGUAAAGGUGUUCUUACAAACUACAGUCGUACCUUGGUUUUCGAACAGCCGGAAGUGAUUGUUCUGGUUUCCGAACGUCCUUUUGGAAGCUGAACGUCCGGCGCAGCUUCCAAUUGACUGCAGGAGCUUCCUGCAGCCAAUCAGAAGCUGCGCUUUGAUUUUCGAACGCUUUGGAAGUUGAACAGACUUCCGGAAUGGAUUCUGUUCAGCUUCUAAGGUACAACUGUACAAUCAUAUCCACAACAUAAUUAAAAACGUUAAAUAGCAACCAGUUUUUAUAGUGACCAGGGACUGUAUACAUAUAUUUACCUUGAGAAAAAACUCUUGGCCCAAAAAGGUAAAUUUAAAGCAGCCGCUUGAAAGGAUUUUCAAAGGAUUAAAAGUGUAGUGACUUGUUCAAAAUGUCAAUGUCUGGUAAAAAUGUAGUAUAGCGAGUCCUAAUUCUUUCUGCUGAUCAUGCCUCAGAUCCUGCUCACGAAUUCAUCAUUCUAUAAUAUUUCUUUAAAUAGUCCAAAAAAGGCUACCAUUCUUCCACAAAGCUGUCAUCAUUAGGUUCUCUUAUUUCAGCUGUUAACUUUUCCAUUUCUGCAUAGUUCAUCACCUUACUUAUCCAUUCUUCUUCUUUCCAUUUUUGAGCACAUAAAAUCCUUGCUGCUGUCGUAGCAUACACAAUCAUCUUUUUGGGGGAUUUUCGUCCCUAUAUUCCCUAAAAGGAAAGCUUCAGGGUUUGGGGGGGUGGGCUCUAGCUGUUUUGAAUUAGAACUCCUAUCACUCCUAUCACAUGAGAAGAGAAGACUCCCUGGAAAAGACCCUGAUGUUGGCAAAGAUGGAGGGCACAAGGAGAAGGGGACGACAGAGGACGAGAUGGUUGGACAGUGUUCUCUAAGCUACCAGCAUGAGUCUGACCAAACUGCGGGAGGCAGUGGAAGACAGGAGUGCCUGGCGUGCUCUGGUCCAUGGGGUCACGAAGAGUCGGACAUGACUAAACGACUAAACAACAACAACAAUCACUCUGACAGGAGUUGUCGUUCAAAACCUGGUUGCCCAAGACUGCAAUACAGUACAGUGGUGCCCCGCAAGACGAAUGCCUCGCAAGACGGAAAACCCGCUAGACGAAAGGGUUUUCCGUUUUUGAGUUGCUUCGCAGGACGAAUUUCCCUAUGGGCUUGCUUCGCAAGACGAAAAUGUCUUGCAAGUCUUGAGAUUUUUCUUCGCUUUUCCCCCCUUUAUCUAAUCUGCUAAGCCUUUAAUAGCCUUUAAUAGCCUUUUAGCAGCUAAUCCGCUAAGCCUUUAAGCCUUUAAUAGCCGCUAAACCGCUAAUAGCGCUAAUCCGUUAAGCCGCUAAUAGGGUUGCUUCGCAAGACGAAAAAACCGCUAGACGAAGACUCUCGCGGAACGGAUUAAUUUCGUCUUGCGAGGCACCACUGUACAGUGGACGCUCAGGUUGCGAACAUGAUCUGUGCGGGAAGCACAUUCGCAACCUGCAGCGUCCGCAACCCGCAGCGCUGCAUCUGCGCAUGCACGGGUCACGAUUCGGCGCUUCUGCGCAAAGCAUGAUUUAGCGCUUCUGUGCAUGCGCAAGCACCGAAACCUUUAAGUAACCCGUUCUGGUACUUGCAGGUUCGGCACGGUGAGAAACCCGAAAUCGCACAACCUGAAGUGUCUGUAACCCGAGUUAUGACUGUAUAUCAAACAGGACACACAUUCUUAAUGGAGAAUGUUAAAUUUUCUUGAAGGGCGAGUUGGGGUUGUCAUCUAAAGCUAAGGCUUUGAUGGUAGGCUGAUCUAUGAAGCCCCCACUUUUAAAACCAACAACACGGCAAGCAGCACGAUGGUAGUAAUUUUAGGGUCUCACACCGAUGGUGCCCCCCUAGACUCCAUAGCCCACAACACCUCCUUGCAGAAUAAAAGUGAAAUGAAGUGAAACCCACCCAGAUGGAAAAGCUUGUCGUAACAAAUAUGGCUUCCGACUGUUUCCGGAAAGUACCGCCAAGUGGGUGAUCUGUCGUAUCUCAGCAGAGAAUGGCAGCCCUGCUUUUGAGUUACGGUGGAGAAGGCUUCUGAGAUCCCUGGACCCUACAGGCCUCAGGCCUACUGGGUAGAUAAGGGAUCAAAGCAGAUUCUCGAGUAACCCAGUCCUGAGCUGUGUAGGACAGAGAUGGGGAAACCUUCCCCCGUUGCUUUCAGGAGGGUCUCCUCCAAUCUGGAUCCAACUUGUUGAUGUGUCUGUAUGUAUUUAUUGUUCUUGUAUCUCACCUCCCUUCCUUGCAAGGAGCUCAAGGUGGCGUACGUGGUUCUCUCCCUCUUCUUUUACUCCUCACAACAACCAUGUGAGGUAGUUUAGGCUGAGAGGAAGUGGCGCCCAAGGUCAUCCAGUGAGCUUCGUCGAUUUGAACCCAGCUCCGGAAGGUCCGAGUCUGGCACUUUGCAGCACUAACACAACAUUGGCUCCUGUUAUAACUUAGAAAAGACCAAAGGGUUACUGAUUUCUGAUUUUCCCGGUCAAUUUCGCCUUUUCAGUGUAGUCCAACAUCGUCAUCAGCCAUUUGUCUCUGGUCAGGACUUUGUCAGAAAGCAGGAAGAGAAUAACUUUAAGAAGGAAUGGGAAAAAUUUACAACAAACUUAAGAGAACAUUGUAAACAACUAAAGACUUUGGCAGGAUUUUAGUAAUGCUUGUAAAGUACGAAAAACUAUGGUAUACAGUGGUACCUCGGGUUAAGAACUUAAUUUGUUCUGGAGGUCCGUUCUUAACCUGAAACUGUUCUUAACCUGAGCUACCACUUUAGCUAAUGGGGCCUCCCAUUGCCGCCACGCGAUUUCUGUUCUCAUCCUGAAGCAAGGUUCUUAACUCAAGGUACUGUUUCUUGGUUAGCGGAGUCUGUAACCUGAAUCGUCUGUAACCAGAGGUACCACUGUAAAUGGAUUCUUUUUUAAAAAAUAGAGAAAUUACGGGAAGCAGUUGAAAAUAAAAAGAUUGAAAAUGGUAACCACCGAAGGGCGGAGGGAAGUCGAAGCAUUCAGAGAAUCCUAAAUGAGGAUGUUUAAUGUUUGAAUUUAAAUUUGUAAUGUAAAAUUCAAUAAAAAUGAUUUAAAAGAAAAAGAAAAGACCAAAGGGCUCCCUCUGGAUCCUUUUCUUUCUUUCUCUUUGUUCCACUAGGUGUUUGGCAAGCAAGUGGGAAUGGGGAGAGGCCCAGUCAGCAGGAAACCUCUGACCGGCUAGAUCAACCAUAUGGGAUGUCUCCAGGAGGUGUGACAGAAGAGGACCUCUGUGAGGACCAUGCCUCUGGGGAUCCUUGUAGGCCGCAGAGGCAGUCCGGGAGCAAACCCGUUCCUUGCAGAAUAGGCAAGAAGAUAUUUGCCGGAACCUUGCCAGAGCAUAAGCCCAAGAGCUGCGUCGUGAUCAGCAAGGCACUGAAAAACUCGGGCCUCUACAAGCAGGAGAAGAACGUCGACGGGGCCAUGAUGUACCAGUGCACCGAGUGCGGCGAGAGGUUCACUCACAAGAAGCACAUGAUCGGCCACCGCAGAGUCCACAAAGGGAACACGCUGUACGACUGCUCCGCGUGCGAGAAGAGCUUCGUCUGGAUGUCGGACCUCACCCGACAUCAGAGAAUCCACACCGGGGAAAAGCCGUACGCCUGCUCUCUCUGCGGGAAGAAGUACGGCUCCCGCUCGGGCCUCAUUCAGCACGGCCACGGCCACGCCGGCGAGAAGCCCCACCGGUGCCCUGACUGCGGGAAGGGGUUUGUUUGCAAGUCGCACCUCACCCGGCACCAGCGGGUCCAUGUCGGCAGGAAACUGUACGCUUGCUCCGAGUGCGGCGAAAGCUUCUGCCAGAUCUCGCUCCUCUUGCUGCACAAAAGAAACCACGCUGAAGAGAGCCCGGCAGAGGUCAGGCUCUCAUCUUGA
Podarcis lilfordi (Lilford's wall lizard) is the source of this 11019-nucleotide messenger RNA. The record is from the annotation of a GenBank genome assembly. NCBI's taxonomy places the organism in Eukaryota, Metazoa, Chordata, Lepidosauria, Squamata, Lacertidae.